Messenger RNA from Mobula hypostoma (lesser devil ray), 2760 nucleotides. Its product is annotated as interleukin-1 receptor-associated kinase 4-like. Gene Ontology annotation, biological process: signal transduction; protein phosphorylation. The record is from RefSeq and is a predicted model, not a curated record. Bases 1028 to 2443 code for a protein of 471 amino acids. Gene Ontology annotation, molecular function: magnesium ion binding; ATP binding; protein serine/threonine kinase activity. NCBI's taxonomy places the organism in Eukaryota, Metazoa, Chordata, Chondrichthyes, Myliobatiformes, Myliobatidae. The transcript has 13 exons.
CCCAAGGCGAAAUCUAAAGCAGACCCGCCAGAAAGAAGCAAGCGCUAAAACUACCCCCAUGACUUCCGGUAUACGCUCCCUAAAAAAAAGGUAUAAAUAUGAAAAGGAUCAGCUAAUUGUAAAACAGUAAAAAAAAUAAGUAAAAAAAAAGUUAGCUCAAUUAAAAUACACACAGAACAGAACAAAAGCCGGAAAGUAUAUAUUAAAAAAAAACCACAAUAAACCUCAAACUCAUGAAUAGACACAGCAACAAAAAAAAUAGGAUUAUUAACAUAAAAUGAUUAUAAAAAGCAAAACAGAAUAAAAUUUAAAAAAAACUACAAAAUUUAAGGCCGCACAGGAAAUACGUAAGAUGACAAAAGGGAAGUAACCACCCAGAAUCCCCUGGGAAAAGAAAGAAAUGACGCAGUUAAAAAGAAAGUUUAGCAGCCAUAUUAAGAAAUCGAAAGUAAACUUUUCUGCCCAAAUAGGGCACAGAAAAGUUAAAACCAACCAAUUCACAGCCUCCGAUCAACGGAGAAAAUUAAAAAAAGGCAAUUAAGAUGUUGAAGAUGAAAGUUGAUCCAGAUAACUCUGGGCAUCCGAUGGAGAAUCAAAAAAACGAAGGGCUCCAUCUGACAUGCGAAUCCUUAGACGUGCAGGGUACAGCAGCGCUGGUCUUAAAUCCAUCUUAUAGAAUUCCGACAUCACGGAUCUGUAACGGACCCGUUGGUCCCAGAUUGGUUUACUGAAAUCUUCCACGAAUCGGAACUUAAGAUCCGAAAAAUCAAUGAAACCUUUAGAUCGAGCGAAUCGAAACAGUCUCUCCUUGUCUUGAAAGUAAUGAAAACAGAGCAGUCCUGUUGUCUGAAAUGUGAAAGCAAUGCAGCCAGCGGUCUGAGAAAGUGAAGCAACAAUGUGAAGAGGAACCUGCGUUCGACAAGGCGGACGACAAAACUCGAACGGAAGUGAACGCCAGCCGGUGGGUGGAAGUGACGCGAUUGCGGCCGUGGUGUUCGGUGGAGUCGGUGAGAGCCGAUGAAGAAAGAUGAACAAUUCAUUGAACCCAAAGUCCUACAUUCGCUCCUUGAACCAUAGGCUCAUCAGAGAACUAUCAGACUUAUUGGAUCCACAAGAUGGGUGGAAGAAAUUGGCAGUGAACAUCAGAAAACCUAGUGGAGAGCCAAGAUACAGCCAGUUACAUAUAAGGAGAUUGGAAGGAGUGAUUAAAACGGGAAAGAGCCCUACCACAGAACUCUUGUUUGACUGGGGAACAACCAACACCACAGUCCUUGAGCUUGUAGAGAUACUGGUUCAAAAUAAUCUCCUUGCUGCUGCUAACUUGUUGCUUCCAGAAGAAGUAUCUAAGGCAAUACCAUCUUGUUCACCAACGGAAAUAACUGCUACGUCUAACUCUAAUACUACAUGUAAAUCAAUGAUACAAGUUUCUCAUUCUGAAGCAACUUACCAUGAUACAAACUGCACCACGCAAGAAACUGCCUUAGUGGCUAACAGUUCAAUUCAGCAAAGCCUUGCUUCUGAUACUAUAGAAACUAAUCUUCAAAGUUUCAGCUAUUAUGAAUUAAUGCAGCGGACUAGUAACUUUGAUGAGCGUCCAGUUUCAUGCGGUGGCAGUAAGAUCGGUGAGGGAGGGUUUGGAAUUGUUUACAGGGGUCUCAUAAACAACAGGAUGGUGGCGGUGAAAAAAUUGGCAGGACCAUCUCAUCACCAUAACAUCAGUCCUGAAGAGCUAAGGCAUCAGUUCCUUCAAGAAGUUAAAACAUUAGCAAGAUGUCAACAUGAAAACUUGGUCGAGUUACUUGGUUUUUCCAAUGAUUGGGAACAUCCCUGCCUGGUAUAUGCCUACAUGCCCAAUGGGUCAUUGCUGGACAGAUUAGCAUGCUUGGGAAAGACACCUCCAAUUACAUGGCACAGAAGGUGCAGCAUUGCUUUAGGCACAGCCAAUGGGUUAAAAUACUUGCAUGAAAAUAAUCAUAUACACCGUGAUGUAAAGAGUGCAAAUAUCUUGUUGGAUGCUUUGUUUGUUCCUAAAAUUUCAGACUUUGGGCUUGCUCGGGCUGCAUCACAAUUAACACAGACCGUGAUGACUGAUAAGGUUGUAGGCACAACAGCAUAUAUGGCUCCAGAGGCUUUACGUGGGGAGAUUACACCAAAAUCAGAUCUUUUUAGCUUUGGAGUGGUCUUACUGGAAAUAAUAACAGGACUUAAAGCAGUCGAUGAGCAUCGUGAACCACAACUGUUGCUUGAUAUCAAGGAAGAAAUAGAUGAAGAAGAAAAGACAGUUGAAGAUUAUGUUGACAAAAAAAUGCAUGACUGGAACUCUGUAUCAAUUAAGAAAAUGUAUUUAACAGCAAGGCAGUGCUUAAAUGAAAAAAAGAACAAGAGACCGGAUAUUACAGAGGUAUAUAAUUCAUUGAAAGAGACUUCAGUUACUUCACAAUGAGCUGGAAUUGUCUUCCUGGUUACAAGAGAAGUAUUAUUUGGGACACAGUGUAAACUUUGCAAUUUGAUAUAUCCAGAGUAUCCUUGAAUAAACCUUUUAUUUCUUAUGUGUCUGCAUAUUGUAUAUACUGUAUAUUCAGAAUAAUAAUUCUCAUGUACACUAUCUAUAUUACUAGAAAUGGUGCUGUUUAUCAAUUUUAGUUAUUAACAAAGGAGGAUAAACUAUACAAUGCAUUCUCUUCACCCCAGUUUCAUUUUUCUAUACUGAUCCUGUUGCCAAAGAAAUAUAUGUUAUUUCUUGUAAAAAAUGGAUUGUUU